AUGGCCUCUGCUAUGUCCGCGGAUCAGUUCCGCUGCUGCAUCUGUUUGGGUUCCUUCAAGAACCCGACCUCCAUCCCGUGUGGACACAACUUCUGCCUGGCGUGCAUCAAACGCUUCUGGGACACGGGACACAAGUCGGUGUGUCCCAUCUGCAAAGAGGUCUUCAAGAACCGCCCAGAGCUCAGGAUCAACGUCGGCUUGAGAGACAUCACGAGUCAUUUCGUGAGGUCUCGGAACCACAAAUCGAAACCCAAGCCGAUCCAGAAACAAUUCUCCGGGACCAACGUCCCCUGCGACAGUUGCCACGGAGACAAGCUACCAGCGGUCCAGUCCUGCCUCGACUGCCGGAAGUCGUUCUGUGAAAGUCACCUGGCUCCUCACCGCAGGGAACCCGUGCUGACCAGGCACCGGCUCACGGUCCCGGGCGCCUUCACUCACAUCUGUGGAAGUCACCACAAGCUCCUGGAGAUGUUCUGCAAGGACGACCAGACGCCCGUGUGUGUGAAGUGCGUCGCGAAGGACCACCGACGCCACAGCACCGUCCCCAUCGAGAAGGAGAGCAAGAGGAUCAAGACUCAGAUCAGGAAAACUGAGGACGAGUUUCAGCAGAUGAUCCAGACCAGAAUCAAGAAGGUUGAGGAGAUCAGGAACUCGGUGGAGAUGUGCAAAACCCAGACCGACCGGGAGAUCCAGACCAGCGUCCAGGUCUUCACCAUGGUGAUCAGCGCCAUCGAGAAGAACCAGGCUCUGCUCAUCGAGGAGAUCGAGAAGAAGCAGGAGGCGGCCGAGGAGCGAGCGGAGGAGCUUCUGAAGGAGCUGGAGCAGGAGGUGGAGGAGCUGCAGAGGAGGCGCGGCGAGCUGCAGCUCCUGGAGAACACCGAGGAUCCUUUCCACCUCCUGCACUAUUUCCCCCCCCUGAGCGCUCCACUGCCCAGCAGAGACUGGUCCGAGGUCAGAGUCCACUCCGACCUCUACAUCGGGACGGUGAGGAGGGCCUUCUCCAAGCUGGUGGACACCUGCCACGACCUUGAAAAGAAGCUGUCCUCAGAAGAAAUGUGCAAGAUAAGUCAACAUGCAGUGGACGUCACUCUGGAUCCGGUGACGGCCUCGAGUUGGCUGCUUCUGUCCACCGACGGGAAAAAGGUGAGUCUCAGCACCCAGAGGAGACCCUCGCUCGCUGACGCCCCCCGCAGGUUCAGCGCCUGCGUCUCCGUCCUGGGAGAACAAAGCUUCACCUCCGGGAGACGCUACUGGGAAGUUCAGGUUGGGGAUAAAACGGACUGGGACCUCGGCGUGGCCCGGGAGUCCAUCAACACCAAGGGCGCCAUCACGGUGCGUCCGGACAGCGGCUACUGGGCGAUCUGCCGGCGCAAGGGGGGGAGCCUGAGCGCCUGCACCAGCCCCUGCAUCACCCUCCAGCUCCAGGAAACCCCGCAGAAGGUGGGCAUCUUCCUGGACUACGAGGAAGGGUCGGUGUCCUUCUACGACCCGGACGCAAAGACUCACAUCUACACGUACAGCUGGUGCUCGUUCAGCGAGCCGCUCUAUCCCUACUUCAACCCCUGUCUCCAUGACAACGGGAAGAACACCGCCCCCCUGGUGAUCUGCCCGGUGGACUGGAUUCCCUGA
Limanda limanda (common dab) is the source of this 1629-nucleotide messenger RNA. RefSeq names its product E3 ubiquitin-protein ligase TRIM39-like. Bases 1 to 1629 code for a protein of 542 amino acids. The transcript has 9 exons. Lineage: Eukaryota; Metazoa; Chordata; Actinopteri; Pleuronectiformes; Pleuronectidae. Gene Ontology annotation, molecular function: protein binding; zinc ion binding. The record is from RefSeq and is a predicted model, not a curated record.